CAAUGAAAAUGAACAGGGGUGUGGUGGUGGCUGGGUGAUGGACAAGUGCGGAGAGAAUGGACGGACACACGGGUUCCAGCAGGGCGUAGGUGCACCGCGCCAGUAGGCUGGAGCCCUCCGGGGUCUGUGCUGCUCAGUCCUUCCCCGCGCACCAGCCCCUUUCCCGCAUGAACCAGCCAGACGCGCCUCACUUCCGCUCCCCUUUUCAGAGCAUCUGGGCGGGGCCUCGCUUGGCUGCUCCCUCUGGGAGUGAUUGCGGCAGAGAGGACCUGGGGUCCAUCCUGGUCCGCAUCCUUUUUCAAGCCCCCGCACUUCCACGGAGAUCCAGAGCGCAGCCGCAUUCCCUGAUUCUCCCCGCCCCAUUCCCGGGGGGUUACAUUCGACUCCACCUGCAAACACUGCAGAGGAAACUAAAGGCCAGUAGAUGGUCAUUUGCAUCUCAUUUGAAUAUUGUCCAAAGCAGCCAUCGCCUGCCCAGGCCUGCUCCAGCCAUCAGUCACCUUGGUGUCCUUCCCGCGGCCGGCGCCCUCACUGGCUGAGGUUCACCACCCCUGUCUUCUAGGUCUGCAUCGCGGCGGUUGCCAGGUAGGCGGAUGUGAGAGGCCCGGUUCUCCUCAUUCUCUAGAGGCCACCCCGUCGCCUCCGGCACCAUGCUGUCCCCUCAGAGGGCUUUGCUCUGCAACCUCAACCACAUCCACCUCCAGCAUGUCUCCUUGGGCCUGCACUUGUCGCGCCGUCCUGAGCUACGCGAGGGGCCUUUGAGCACAUCCCCUCCCCCAGGGGACACCGGGGGCAAGGAGCGGCGGGGUCCCUGCAGCGGGACCCUGGUGGACGCCAAUUCCAACAGCCCCGCCGUGCCCUGCCGAUGCUGCCAGGAGCACGGGCCAGGCCUAGAAACGCGGCAGGACCCAGCACAGGAGGAAGCGGGGGCUGCCUCUCCCUCGGACCCGGGCUGCUCGUCCUCUCUUAGCUCCUGCUCAGACCUCAGCCCUGACGAGUCCCCCAUCUCAGUCUACUCGCGGGACCUCCCUGGCGACGAAGAUGUCCACCCUCAGCCUAGCAUCCUCCCCCUGGAGCAGGGCUCCCCACUGGCUUCCGCAGGCCCUGGCGCCUGCUCUCCGGACAGCUUCUGCUGUUCUCCUGAUUCCUGCUCCGGGGCUUCAUCGCCACCCGGCCCUGGCCUGGACUCCAACUGCAACGCCCUGACCACCGGCCAGGACCUCCCUUCUCCAGGGCUAGAGGAAGAGGACGAGGGUGGGGAGCAGGACCUCCCUACCUCCGAGCUCCUGGAGGUGGAUGAUGGGAAGAUCGACGCUGGGAAAACCGAACCUAGUUGGAAAAUCAACCCCAUUUGGAAAAGUGACACAGAGAAAACUGAAGCUGGCUGGAAAAUCACUGACAACAAUAACUCUGGUUGGAAAAUCAAUGGGAAUACUAACUCUAGUUGGAAAACUGAACCCGGAAAAUUCGAGUCCGGUUGGAAAACCAACACAGGAAUAACUGAUUCUGGCUUGAAAACAGAUGCAGGGAAAAUUGAUGGGGGAUGGAGAAGUGACGUCAGCGAGGAGCCGGUGCCCCACCGGACAAUCACGUCCUUCCACGAGCUGGCCCAGAAGCGCAAGCGGGGCCCGGGGCUGCCCCUUGUGCCACAGGCCAAGAAAGAUCGCAGUGACUGGCUCAUAGUCUUCUCGCCCGACACCGAGCAGCCCCCCACCGGGUCUCUGGGCGGCUCCGCGGCGCCUCCCCGGGAAGUCACCACCUUCAAGGAACUUCGGUCCCGAAGCCGGGCCCCGCCCCCACCAGUCCCGCCCCGAGACCCCCCAGCUGGCUGGGCCUUGGUCCCGCCCCGGCGGAGGAAGAAGAACCGACCGGGGCUGCAGCCCAUAGCCGAGGGCCAGCCGGAGGAGGGCAGGGCGAUCAGCCCCGCGGCUGGCGAGGAGGCCCCGGCCACGAAGGAACCGGAGGAGCCGGGCGCGCAGGCCGGCCUUGAGGUCCGUAGUUCCUGGUCUUUCGCCGGUGUCCCCGGGGCCCAGCGACUGUGGAUGGCAGAAGCCCAGAGUGGGACUGGCCAGCUGCAGGAGCAGAAGAAAGGUCUCCUGAUAGCCGUGAGCGCUUCAGUGGAUAAAAUCAUCUCGCACUUUGGGGCAGCCCGGAACUUGGUUCAAAAGGCCCAGUUGGGGGACAGCCGGCUGAGCCCAGAUGUGGGGCACCUGGUGCUGACCACCCUUUGUCCGGCCCUCCACGCCCUGGUGGCCGACGGGCUGAAGCCUUUCAAGAAGGACCUCAUCACUGGGCAGCGCAGGAGCAGCCCCUGGAGCGUGGUGGAGGCCUCGGUGAAGCCAGGUUCCAGCACCCGGUCCCUUGGAACCCUGUAUAGCCAGGUCAGCCGUUUGGCCCCACUGACCAGCAGCCGGAGCCGCUUCCAUGCCUUCAUUCUGGGCCUCCUCAACACUAAGCAGUUGGAGCUGUGGUUUUCCAGCCUCCAGGAAGAUGCAGGCCUGCUGUCCCUCCUGUACCUGCCCACUGGAUUCUUCUCCCUGGCCCGGGGCGGCUGCCCCUCGCUGUCCACAGAGCUGCUGCUGCUGCUGCAGCCAUUGUCGGUGCUCACCUUCCACCUGGACCUGCUCUUUGAGCAUCACCACCAGCUGCCCCCGGGUCCGCCACCGGCCCCUGCCCCCCCGGGCUCGCCCCCAGCCUUGCAGCAGACUGUGCAAGCCAUGCUGCACUGGGGGGGCCGGCUGGCCCAGAGCCUUCGUGGGACUUCGGGAGCGACCCCUCCAGGCCCUUCAGCUCCCUCAAGCCCCCCUACAUCAGGCAGCUGGUGGGAGCAGCUGACCCAGGCCUCCCGGGUCUACGCCUCUGGGGGCACCGAAGGCUUCUCCCUUCCCCGGUGGGGAUCCAGGCGGCCCGGGACUGCGGCUGAGGGCUCCCAGGAGAGAGCGCAGCCAGCAGAGGACGUGGCACCAGGCAGAGGCGUGUGGCUGGGGAGACUGUUUGGAGCGCCUGGGGGCCUCCCAGAAUCAGCAGGUGGAGGUCUGAAGUCCAGGAGACCAUCCAGCUGGCUGCCUCCCACAGUGAGUGUGCUGACUCUGGUGAAAUGGGGGGCACCUCCCGAGACUCCCUCUUCUCCAGAGGAGCUCGAGGCCUCAGUACCCAGCAUGGUGCAGACCCACAGGGCAGUCCGUACUCUCUGUGACCAUUCGGCUGCAGGACCGGAGCAGCUGAGCUUCCGGCGUGGGGAAGUGCUGCGUGUCCUCGCCACUGUGGACGAAGACUGGCUGCGCUGUGGGCGGGACGGGGCAGAGGGGCUGGUGCCCGUGGGGUACACCUCACUUGUUCUCUAGGCCCGGAACCCUCCGCUCCUGCACCUUUGUCCCUCUUGUCACCCGGGAGUGGAAUGGCCUCUGCACAGUAACCCGUGUAAACCAAUCAUCCCAGAAGCAUUCUCCCGGAUGUCACCAAAUGACACUUUCCUCCCAUAUGUAAAAUAAAUUUUCCUUCUCCCGCCCAUGCCCACCUGUAAGUUGAAAUCUGCUCUUCUUCCAAGUAUAUCAAAAGAAUUUCCCCCCAUGCCAUCUUUCCUCUGCCCCAUCCACAUAAGGCAGCGUUCCUUAGCACCUGCAAAACGGAAAUCCUGCCCCUCUGCCUUCUUGGUGUGUACGUGGACUCUGCCAGUACAGUGUAUGCCUGUUCUCACAAUGAACGGCCUGGCGCCCCAGCUGUGACCCCCCCAUCCCAUGUUGCCUGUAUUUAUUGUGUCCUCGUGUUGUGCCAGGUGCUGAGGCCCAGACACCCCUGGUGGGUGGGCCUGUGGUGGUCGGCCUUCCUCCUGUCCCAAUAAAGUGUGGGAGUUGAAUG
This is a messenger RNA of Hipposideros armiger (great roundleaf bat), 3858 nucleotides long. RefSeq names its product RUN and SH3 domain containing 1 (gene RUSC1). The record is from RefSeq and is a predicted model, not a curated record. Gene Ontology annotation, molecular function: protein binding. NCBI's taxonomy places the organism in Eukaryota, Metazoa, Chordata, Mammalia, Chiroptera, Hipposideridae. Gene Ontology annotation, cellular component: cytoplasmic vesicle.